Messenger RNA from Lymnaea stagnalis (great pond snail), 6393 nucleotides. The record is from the annotation of a GenBank genome assembly. NCBI's taxonomy places the organism in Eukaryota, Metazoa, Mollusca, Gastropoda, Lymnaeidae.
CUUGUAUGAAAGAGUUCGUUUCCUUUACUAAAGUGAAAGGACUAAACUAAAGACCAUCACAUGGUGAUACUGUUGAGUAAGAUUUUAAUUUUGUUUAUUAUAUUAAAUUAGUAUAUAUAUUUUAUUUAAGAACUAACGAAGUAAGGCUAAUUUAGAGAGAUAGUAUCCUGACGUCAUUUGCGUGUCUUGUCCCUAGUUCCGAUAGGUUAAAAAAAUACACACGUUAGUGCCGGUACUCAAGGGACUUGGACUUGGAUAAAAUUUUCAAAUUGAAUGAAUUAAGAAAUGAACACAUCUGUAAGAUAGCACUUUUUAAAUGUUUUCAUUGGUAAUCUACCACUUGAGCGUCGGCCAAGAAAAAAUCCACUUGUUCCGGUUUGAAGGGCUAUUUAAACAAUUAUUUGUAUCUUGUUUUUACGAUGUUGAAUGUAUUCAUUCCAGCACAUACAUAGUAAAACAAAUAACACAAGACAAUUUUUUAAAAAAAUUGAAAAUGUAAAACAAUUUAAUUUUUAAAAAAUAAAAUAAAAUAGAAGAAUUCAAACAAUGUAAUGUGUGAGUGUGAAAAUGACAUUGGCAUAGUUCUCCCCCAAGGCGACAAUAAAGUUUUUGAAAAUAACAUUUCUCGAAAACGGUUGCGGAACAUUAAUUCAAUGUAAAUAUGAAAGGAACAGUUCGAGGCUUGUGCCAAACGCCCUUUUUAGUUUCGUAUCUGAUAAAUAUCAAACACUUCGUGCAUCGGCACUAUUGUAGUCUCUCCUCUUUUCCUGCCAUAUCAGGAACUUUGUACAGUAGUAAUAAUAAUUAAAAUGUAUUGUGUUAAAUAUGGAAGCGAAACCUUAAGAAAAUUGUUUAAAAAGCCCUUCAAACCGGAACAAAUUGAUGUUUUCUUGGCCGACGCUAAAGUGGUAGAUUUCAUUUUUCAUGCAGCACUUUUGGUUAAAAAGUUAUGAUUGUUUUCGUGAAUAAAAACUCACUUUUUUUGACAUAGCAUUCAUCAUAGAGGUUUGUGACCUCUUUUCAAAAUUUUUUACGAAAAGGCUCAUAACUUUAUAGCAGAUUGGACAAAUAAUAUGAAACUUCCCAGAAGUGUUCAUCAUCUUUGUUUCUUCAAAAAUUAAACAAAAUUAAAUAGAAUAUUUUAAUAAUAUUUUUUACGAAGUGUCUACACGUCCGACGCGCCGGACAUGUAGUGCGCAAGAUAUACGUCCGGCGGCUUGUCACGUGACCGCCGGACAUGGCCAGGCGACUAGUAGUUUUUAUAAUUCGAAGCAAAGUAAAGUUUAGUACAUCUUGUGUGGUCUUGUGGUAGAGUGGUUGCUUGACGAUAGGAAGGUUGGAGGAUCUGUACCGGGGAGAGGGUCUUUCUUUUCUACCCAUUUUAAUUAAAAAUAUUUUGUAUAUAUUUAUAUUAACAUGUUCCUCAGCAACAGUAGUUUCAUGAGAAGUUUUUACAUAUUUUGUAGCAAUUGAAAUAAUUUAAAAUGAAAUCUUUUACUUUAACUUUUAUUGGUUGCCUACGCCUACUCCACACUGGCCCCUAAUUUAUUUUAUGUAUUACUGGUACACAAACUCAAAUAACAAACUAAACAAAAAUGUUUACAAGCCACUUUCACUUAAGUUUUUUUUUUUCUAUUAUUUGCAUUCAAGAUACUCAGUACAUUACUUGGUAGAGAAAUAGAUUUUAAAAUUAACAAUAGUUUUGAAUUAUUCGCAGUCACGUGACAAGGCUGACCGACAAGAUAUCUCUAUACUCAGUACAUUACUUGGUAGAGAAAUAGAUUUUAAAAUUAACAAUAGUUUUGAAUUAUUCGCAGUCACGUGACAAGGCUGACCGACAAGAUAUCUCUCGCCACUUUGUUACGGCGGUCAUGUGACUUGGUCGCUGGACACAUAGUGCGGGAGAUAGACGUCCGGCGCGCCGGACCUGUAGAAACAGCCUAUUUUUUAAUGUAAAAAAAAAAUAUUAAAAAAUUAUUUUAAAAAAUAAAGACCAAACGUAAUUUAUUUUAAAAUAUAAUAGAGGCAAUUUUACAAAAAAAAAUAUGAUUUAAUUUGAAAUGGAGCAAUAUCUGAUAAAAUAUGAGUUAAUAUGUCUAUUAUUGUAUAGAUAUUACAAUAAAACCUUUCCAUAUUGAUUGCUUUAAGCGUUAUAAAAUUUCUUGGGCUUUCUUGUCUGUUAACUAAUGGAUAAAUAAUAAUGUUUACGGUUUUGUCACUUUCGUUUUCGGCCAUUUUUUUAAAAAAGUUUUAGACCCGUUCUGGCCAAAAAUAACAUUGUUGUGGCCAUCUUAGAGACUUGAAAUUUUACAUGGUCAUUUUUGAUACAAUUUUACAGGUACACCAGGUCGAUUUAAAAUGGGAUAACGAAUAGUUUUCAAAAUAUUGAUAAAUUAGAUUUAGCUGCUUUCUCACAUUUUUCUUUAUUUACGGUACCGGCAUACUGAUAUUACUGAAAACAAAAUGGAUGUCGUUAAAUCCCGUUCAUUAACGUAACUAGAACAGUAAUUCGCUCAUUUAUCCGACAUUUCUAGCGCGAAAAAAUAAUUUUUUAGUGAACCCUAUCAUCCAGCACACCCAAAAAAAGUGUCUCAAAACCCUAUGGGCCGCGAUUUCGUCAAAAUAGCCUCAUAUCCAAGUACCUAUGUUAUGGAUAAAUUUAGGGUUCAAGUUAGGUUUAGGGAUAGAUUUAGGGUUCAGGUUAGAUUUAGGGAUACAUUUAGGACAUAAAUUCGUAACCAAGAUGACGACCGUGAUACUAUCUCUCCAAAUUUACCCAAAGGACGUAUAUAAAUCUAGUAAGGAAGAUACAGUAGAAACACACUUUACUAGACUUAUAAAUAAUAAUUAUAACCUACACAUAGUCUUAAUCUUACAAAAAGAAGUUUUUAAAAAAGUAACUACUUUUUUUACAAUUCUAAAAGUUAGUAAAUGGGGAUAACUAUGAAUCAAGUAUGAAUAAUCAUCAUCAGUGACACUACAGUCCAUGUUGGGCCCUGCCUGCUCCAUCACCUCCUUUCCAUUGAGAUUGAUCGAUCCAUGGCUUCCCGCCUCCACAGGCUGACCCCCAACUGGUGUAAGUCCUUCUCCACAUCAUUGAUUCAUCCCACUCUUGGUCUACCGGUGAGCCAUCUGCCCCUAGGUUUUGCUGCUCUACAAUCCUUCCUUUCAAUAUGUCCUGUCCAGCACAGUCUGCCUUUCUUUAUUGUUGACUAUGCGUGGGUCUUUGUACAAUUGAUAUUAAUGAUAUAGUCAUAUAGUUAUAGCUCUUGGUUUGUAUGGCACAGAUUCUCCAAACUUCAUUGAAUUCUAUCACUGGGCCAUAUUUUCUUGAGGCUUUUCCUCUCCCAUGUGUCGACCAGGUCCUCUGCUUUUCCUGUAAGAGACCAAGUCUUACUAGCGUAGGUUAGUAUUGGUCUUAUGAUAGUGGUGAUAUAAGAACAGGCGCCUGCUGUUAUCCUUUCUUUCACCUCCCCAACAUUAUUCCAUUGUGCUCAUCUAUAGUUACCCCUAGAUAUUUGAAAGGAGCCACUCUCUCAAAGUCAAAGGUGUGGUUGUUUAAACUGAUGUAUGAAUAGGGCUGCCAAAAGAUUCAGCUUUUUUACAUUUUUGAUGUCCCUUUCUAAAUCUAACUUUUAAUCUUACCCCCUUCCUGUUCAAGCCAAUAGUAAUAGUUAAUAACAAGGUUAUGUAAAUAAGGAGGAGACCACACAAGGUGACAACGUCAGAGGAACGCCUAAUCACCAGUUGUCUCUAUAAUACAUACAUAUAUAUAAUAUAGGCCUAUAUCUACUAGCAUAGUAGAAGGAAUUGGCAGUUCUUCUUUUUUAAUUUAUGAGAGGGACUGUAUUUUUCAAUCCACAGCAACAAAAAUAAAGAUAGACUCUAAUGGAUUAAAAAUAUCUUUUUGAUGCUGUGCAUAAAUUUACUUUUUUUUUCCCACAAAUUUCACUUACCAUACUAAUUGUUCAACACAGGAACUGUAGACAACAAAAAAAAUAGCACAAAAUAAUGCCACAAUAAUGACAAACGGUACCCGUAGUUUAAAUAAAAAUCAUAAAACAACAUAAAAAUUUCCACUAGCAUCUCUUCUGUUGCUCUGUUUAAGUUUAGAAUGAUGAAAAACUUUAUCAAGUUGCGUGCAUCAAAAUGCAUCCCUGAUCUUUAAUUAAUCAAAAUUUUCUGACCUCUCAUCCUUUUUUUUGCUUGCCAGCCUUUGGCGCCCUUUAUUUCUGCCCCCUGAUCAAAUUGUCAGUCCCAGACUCUCUUUUACUUACAAAAUCUUACUAAAAUGUGUGUAACAUUUUUUUAUAAAACGGUACCGUAUGAUUGUUACAAACCUAGUCGUACUAAAAAGGUUCGUUGGGUUCGUUUUCUAGGGGGUUUAAUUAUAUAUAUACUUCACCAACCAUUAUUGUCAUAUUAAAUAUCUCUAUUACAUAAAUAAGUUACAGAUUCAACUGCCAUUUCUCACAACAACCCCAACACACUAACUAUUCUACGUCAUAUCCCAUUUCCCUCACUACGUCACAAGAUACUAAGAAUAAUAGAUAAAACAACUCAUAUAAUCUCAAAACAACACGCUAUCACACCAUGCAUUCAAGUUCUUAACAAUGAUAAUUGUUUAUUAAUAGUCUGUAACAAGUCCACAUUGUAUUUUAUCUGUCAGGACAGAAAAUAUGUCAACAUGAGAAAGAUCAUUUGUGCUUGAGUGUGAUCAAUGCAAAGUGAAAAAUCAAGGUUCAUCAAAACCUUAAUGGCCAACAUUAUAUGAUAUUAAAUGGGGAUUAUUUCCCAAAACUUUUAGCUCUAACUUAAUCCUUUUUUUUCUCCUCUAAUUUAUCAGGAUAAGAAGCACUACAAGACUGUAAAAUAUGAUACCGGUACAGGAAGAGAUUUCACAUUCAAGUAAAAGAAAGAAAAGUAAGCGUAAGAAGGAAAAAUAUGGGACGGAAGAUGAACAGUCACAGAUAGAAGAGAAAGAGACAUUAGCUACAGAAGAAGCAGACAGGUCUGGAAGUAAAAAGAGUCACAAGUCAAAGAAACAUAAAACACAGGAGGAGGAGGAUUUUGGUGUAGGGAUACCGGAGAAUCAAUCUUUAGAAGCGCAAGCUACAGACACAGGUGAUAAGAAAUCAAAGAAGAAAAAAAGUAAGAAAAAGAGAUUGGAUAAAGAAAGUGAUGAUGCACAAGGUGAAACUGCAGGAGGAGUUAUUUCAAAAGAACACAAGAAAAUAAAUAGUGAAAAAAUAACAGUUGGUAUGGAUGCUCAGGCUGCUAAGACAAAGAAAUGUACGGAUGAUGUAACUGAAGGAGCAGAUGAAACCAAAUUGAAGAAAAGGGUCAAGGGGGGUCAUGCUGAGGAGGUUGACCCUGUACAUGAUCCAAAGGUUGAUGAUAUAGAAACCAGUAAUAAGCCUAAGAAGAGGAAAAAACACAACAAAGAGAUUGGUGAUGACAUCACACAAAUUGAGACUGAGCAAGAAUCACCAACUAAAAGGAAAAAGCACAAAAAGAGCAAGAGUAAAGAUAUAGAUUGUGGGGAUGAAAAAAGCAGUUCUUCAAAUAAAGCUGUCACAGACUUACAAGCUGAGCCCGAACUUAAGGCAAAGCCUGCUGCAAAGCCUGAGCAAGAUAAUGUGGUUCAGGGUCAGUGGCAGGGCAGUUUGUUUGACAAUUCUGAUAGGCAAAAUAAAUUUCUGAGACUAAUGGGCGGAAGGAAGGCUGCUAAUCAACAAAACAAUGUCACUGAACCUGCAGGUGCCACCAAAAAGAAGGGCCUGUUUGGCUCUUUGGUACCUAGUUCAAGUAAUUCUCUUGUAUCUGGCAAUGCUGCCCUAUCUGCAUCAGCAGCUGCAGAUCUCAACCGAAAGUUGGAAGAGGAGUACAACAAAGCCAUGAAUUUCAAACUGACAGCAAAGAAAGGAUCAGGCUUUGGGUUUGCGCCUGACCCAGCAGAAGGAAAAAAGUUUCAUAUUGAUGUCUUCAAAACAAAGUCUGUUCAAUUUGAUGAUUGAAUAAAAGUUUUCUUUCUUUUUUUUUUUUUUAAUUUCUGCAUUUAAAAAUAAAUUACUGGUGCUGUUUUUUUCAAUUUGUUAACAAAAUUUAAUUUUUUUCUACAGGCAAUAUUACAUUAGAAACAGAAUAGGUUUAGUGGUGUUAUUCAGAGAGUGGUAUAUUAAAGUUAUUACCAGUACUUCAUUAGUUACAUCAUCAAAAUAAUGUACAACUUUCUCAAGGUUUACAUGUCAAAUUGUACAUAUUUUAACCUUAUAACUGUCUUAAAGGCCAAUAAUCUACUGAGUGUUAUACCCCUUUCUGUUGUGUCAAUGCCGAUAUAAUUGGCAGAUGGCAAAUUGGUCAUUAAAAAUGCAAAUGAUUUCUCUAUAUAAA